Molecule: messenger RNA, 8286 nt
Organism: Camelus dromedarius (Arabian camel)
Lineage: Eukaryota; Metazoa; Chordata; Mammalia; Artiodactyla; Camelidae
Gene: GRAMD1B
Product: GRAM domain containing 1B
Exons: 20
Coding region: 495-3128 (877 amino acids)
Biological process (GO): intracellular sterol transport
Cellular component (GO): plasma membrane; endoplasmic reticulum-plasma membrane contact site; endoplasmic reticulum membrane
Molecular function (GO): cholesterol transfer activity; cholesterol binding
Source: RefSeq, a predicted model, not a curated record
CUCCUCCUCUUUUGUUUUUAUCCAGUGUCUGCUUCCUCUCUCUCUCUCUUCCCCUCCUCCUCCUCCCUCUGCCUCUUCCUCCGCUCUCUGCCUCCCUGCAGCGCCAAGCCGGCUCCCCAGCCGGGUCCGCCGAACGCAAACCGCUGAGAGUUUGCCUAGCCGCCCCUGGGGCCGGGGGCCGCGGGCCGCCGAGUCCCGCGCAGGCACGGCCGCCAGCCGGCGAGGGAGCGCCGCGGAAGGAAAACAAGCGGGCGCGCGAGGAGAGCCCCGGAGGGCGGCCGGGCGGCAGCGGCGGGCGACCGAGUUAGAUCGGGGCGGCCGCGCCGCGAACCCCCGCGCCCCCUCCUCCUGCGCGGCGCUCCGGGAGACAGACUUGCUCCGCUCGCGGCUCGAGCGGCGACCGUUUCUUAACGCGUAGGGCGGGAAGCCGGGCCGGCGGGCGGGAGAGAGCGGGCCGGCCGAGGCGCCGGGACAGCGCGGAAGCGGCGGGACCCAUGCCGGCGGCCAACAUGAUGGAGAGCCUGCAGCCGCCCGCCCUGCAGGUGCCCGAGCCACGGGGCGCGCCCGAGGGCAGCCCGAUCUGGUCCAGCUCGUCGACCCCCACGCUCCGCCGCCGGCGCUUCAAGAUGCGCCGUAUGAAGAACGUGCAGGAGCCGAGCCUGGAGGCCGGGCUGAGCCGGGACCUGCCCGGCGUCUUGGCCCCCGGCAAGGAGUUCCUGCAGCUGCCGUCCAUCGAGAUCACACCCUCCAGCGACGAGGACACCCCGUGGUCCAACUGCUCCACGCCCAGCGCUUCCCCACGCCGAAAACGCUUCCUCCUCCGCAAGUGGCUGCGGGUGAGGGAGAGGAAGGAGUGCAGCGAAAGCAGCAGCCAGCAGAGCAGCCAGCAGAGCAGCCACGACGAUGACUCGAGCAGGUUCCUGAGUCCUCGGGUGCGGGAAGAAAGCACUGCCAGUAACUCCAACCGCAGCACGCCGGCCUGCUCCCCCAUCCUCCGGAAGCGGUCUCGCUCGCCCACCCCACAGAACGUGGACGGAGACACAAUGGUGGAGAAGGGCUCAGAUCACUCGUCGGACAAGUCCCCGUCCACACCGGAGCAGGGUGUGCAGCGCAGCUGCUCCUCACAGUCCGGCCGUAGUGGUGGCAAAAAUUCCAAGAAAAGCCAGAGUUGGUAUAAUGUGUUAAGCCCCACUUACAAGCAGAGAAAUGAAGACUUCAGAAAGCUCUUCAAGCAACUUCCAGACUCGGAGCGCCUCAUCGUUGAUUACUCGUGUGCACUCCAAAGAGACAUUCUUCUUCAGGGCCGACUCUACCUCUCUGAGAACUGGAUCUGCUUCUACAGCAACAUUUUCCGCUGGGAAACCCUGCUGACCGUUCGUUUGAAAGACAUCUGCUCCAUGACUAAAGAAAAAACAGCUCGCCUCAUUCCCAAUGCCAUCCAAGUUUGCACUGACUCAGAAAAGCACUUUUUCACUUCCUUUGGGGCCCGGGAUAGGACGUACAUGAUGAUGUUCCGGCUGUGGCAGAAUGCUCUCCUUGAGAAGCCCCUGUGCCCCAAGGAGCUCUGGCACUUCGUUCACCAGUGCUACGGGAACGAGCUGGGCCUGACCAGUGAUGACGAGGACUACGUGCCCCCCGACGACGACUUCAACACGAUGGGCUACUGUGAGGAGAUCCCCGUAGAAGAGAAUGAAGUGAAUGACAGCUCAUCCAAAAGCAGCAUAGAGACCAAGCCGGACGCCAGCCCACAGCUGCCCAAGAAAUCCAUCACCAACAGCACACUGACGUCCACGGGGAGCAGCGAAGCGCCCGUCUCGUUUGACGGGCUGCCCCUGGAGGAGGAGGUGCUGGAGGGCGACGGGUCCCUGGAGAAGGAGCUCGCCAUCGACAGCAUCAUUGGGGAGAAGAUCGAGAUCAUCGCGCCCGUGACCUCCCCGUCGCUGGACUUCAAUGACAACGAGGACAUUCCCACCGAGCUCAGUGACUCUUCCGACACCCACGAUGAAGGGGAGGUCCAGGCCUUCUACGAGGACCUGAGUGGCCGGCAGUACGUGAACGAAGUCUUCAACUUCAGCGUGGACAAGCUCUAUGACCUCCUUUUCACUGACUCGCCCUUCCAGCGGGACUUCAUGGAGCAGCGGCGAUUCUCAGACAUUAUCUUCCAUCCGUGGAAGAAGGAAGAGAACGGAAACCAGAGCCGAGUGAUUCUUUAUACCAUCACCCUUACCAACCCUCUGGCUCCCAAAACUGCCACCGUCAGGGAGACACAGACCAUGUACAAGGCGAGCCAGGAGAGUGAAUGCUACGUGAUCGACGCCGAAGUCCUCACCCACGACGUGCCCUACCACGACUACUUCUACACCAUCAACCGCUACACACUCACCCGCGUGGCCCGGAACAAGAGUCGACUCAGGGUCUCCACAGAGCUGCGCUACCGGAAACAGCCCUGGGGGCUGGUGAAAACGUUCAUCGAGAAGAACUUCUGGAGUGGGCUGGAGGACUACUUCCGCCACCUGGAGAGUGAGCUGACCAAAACGGAGAGCACCUACCUGGCUGAGAUGCACAGACAGUCUCCCAAGGAGAAGACCAGCAAGCCCCCGACGGUGCGGAGGAGGAAGCGCCCCCACGCCCACCUGCGGGUGCCUCACCUGGAGGAGGUGAUGAGCCCGGUCACCACGCCCACUGAUGAAGACGUGGGCCACAGGAUCAAACACGUGGCAGGUUCCACGCAGACACGGCAUAUCCCUGAGGACACCCCCAACGGUUUCCACCUGCAGAGCGUGUCCAAGCUGCUGCUGGUUAUCAGCUGUGUUCUGGUGCUGCUGGUCAUCCUUAACGUGAUGCUCUUCUACAAACUCUGGAUGCUGGAAUACACCACCCAGACUCUCACUGCCUGGCAGGGUCUGAGGCUCCAAGAAAGGUUACCCCAGUCUCAGACAGAAUGGGCCCGGCUCUUAGAGUCCCAGCAAAAGUACCACGACACUGAGCUCCAGAAAUGGAGGGAGAUCAUCAAAUCCUCGGUGAUGCUUCUCGACCAGAUGAAGGACUCACUCAUCAACCUGCAGAACGGCAUCAGGUCCCGUGACUUCACGUCGGAAAGUGAAGAGAAGAGGAACCACUAUCACUGACAAGGCAGGAGCAGGGGCGGCCGCCGGAGGCCUGUGCAAUAUGUGUACAUAGACCAUAUAAAUAUAUAUAUAAAUAUAUAUAUACAGAAUAUAAAUAUAUAUUAUAUACAGAUUUUAAAAAGAGAUAAUGCCUAUGUACCAGGGAGAAGGAGCGGGACCGCCUCCUGUGCUGGCCGGUGGAGGGGCCGAGGAGGGCAGGGACCACCUCUCAGCACCGACCUCCCCUGAUCCUCCUCCCCCUCCCCUCCCCAUCCUCUCGUCCCCGCCCUUUCCCUUGCUGGCCGUUCUUGGCUCUGAGAAGGGGAAUGUUGUUGAGCCAAAGUUAUGCCUGUGAAGACCCUGGGGUCGUGCAAAGUCUCAAGGGGGCAUUGCUUAAGGUGCUUCAUUCCCUAAUCCCCUUCUGAUUUGUUUCCAAAAUAAAAGAUAAUUUUUUUCUUCCCUGCCCCGCGCUUCCCCAGGCGUUCUCUCUCGGGAACAAGGAAGCAUCAAGGGCAGGGGCCCCAUCUAAACUCCAGCAUCUGAGGCCACCCGUUUACUCGGGCCCCCACACCAGGAGCCAGGUGCAGAGGGAGGGGCAGCAGGGAGGCUGCGCCCAAGGGAGUGGGCUUUGUAGCCGCAGCGCCUGAGGGCUGGUGUUCCAGAGGGUGUCCUCCUCCAUCGCCCUGCACCUUCCUCUCAUCUGGGUGGGUGUGCACCCAAUAAGGGCUGGGGAUUUGUUACUUUCCCACCCCCCUCCUCUCUGGUCUUUUCCCAGGCUGGGUCUGGGUGAAAUGUCACUUUUUAGUGCCUAAAGCCCUAUUUUUGCUCUGUGCCCUAAGAGCACAUCGUUUAUUAGUCAGGGUGGAGCAUUUUUGAUCUUGUUAAAUCUCUUUUAGUGAUUAUAAGCAAAUCAGGUCUGUGGCUCUAACCCCUUUCCUUUGAGCUGUCAUUUGAUUUCCAGGAUGAAUCAGGGUGUUCUAGGACCUCCAGGGUUUCACAGAGUGAAUGCGCUAGCUGUGGACGGAUGGUAGGGUCUGACCACAGAAUGAUGUGUGAGGAGUGAGCACUCUAUCCAAGCAUUCUUGGGCUGCCAGCAUCAUUUAGCCUCAGUGAGGAACCAACUUAGUUGAGGGAGACAACUGUCUGAGCUACUUUGCCCACGUUAAGAAGACCUCAGCCUUGGAGGGAGUGGAUUUGGCAAAGGUAUGUGCAUUUAGGCAGGAAAAAGCCAGAUCGAGUCUGCCCCGUGGGGACCAUUCCAAAUCCGGUUUCCCAGAGCUGGGAGUGGAAGUUCUGGCAGAGAGAGCAAAGCCUUCUCUGAUCUCUGGCCCCAGAGAGGUAUGAAGUCAUGGAGGAGUAGAGAGAAGGCCAUGGGUUAGGAGAGGGAGUCAUGUAGAGCCUUUUCGGGGUUGGCUCACUGAACCCAUAAUUUGUCUGACCUGGUGGGUCCCUUCUGAGCAUGCUUCUGGGUACCCUUCACACACUACGAUUUCUCCAUGUAAGGACCUGAGCAGUCCCACCAGCCCCAGGCAGAGCGUGCAACAGAUUCUUGAUCUGGAAAAGAUCCUACCGAUUUGGCAAGGAGAGCGCUUCCAGAGUGCUUGUUCUGGUGGGCCUCUUGGCGCAAGGGGCAGAGGAAAGGAAGAUUUUAUCACUCACCUAGCCUGAAGAAGAGCACGUAGUGUUCUCCCGGACAGGCCGGGGUGCCCCACUCUGGCAGUUAAGGAAAGGUUUUAGCUUUUCAGUCUAUCUGAGAAGAUGGCCUUGUUACUGCCCUUAGGGCAGGGUGAGAAGACGAAAGAUACGGGCCCAGGUCAUCCCCCAAGGGGAGCUGGAUGAGAAGGUUCCAUGGGCAUCACCUAGAAAUGAUAUUCCUCCCUUUGAAAAGGAGGUAUGAGGGAACGGAGCUGAGUGUAAUCCUGGUGAAGGGCACUUAUCUCCAUCAUUCCUGUCCUGGAGGCUGAAUGGGAGACCCUGGGGAAGCUCAAGGCUCAUGGGCCUGAGCCAAAGGAAGAGGAAUAGUGUAGGCUGCUAAGAAUUUACCCAUUGGAGUACCCAGAAAUCGAAAUUGUUCUCAGAAACUACUGAAAGGAAAACUGGUAAAUCCUGUAAUUUACCCCAUACAUAUUACUUAUUUAUUUAUGUAAAUUAUUCAGGUAUUAAAGGUCCCACGGUCGGACCUCUGGGCUGACUUAAAAAGGGCUCUUUGCUGGGAGUAAAGCAGUUUAAGUGGGCCUCGCCUCAGGGAGCUGCUCGGCUCUGGCUUCACCUCCGGCUUCACCUCCCUCUCAGGCCCGUUCUAGGGAGGAGUGGGUGAUGGGAAGGAUGUCCAAGGAAGCCCCUUGAGAUCUGGGGGUCUGAGCCCAGGAGACAUUGUGUACACACGGGGAGCAUCCGCCUCAUUUCUAAGAGCCAUGGAUCUUUUGUGGGCGCCUUCUAUUCUAAUAACUUUCUGACUUUCAAACCAGGGGAAAAUCAGUAACUCUAUUUACUCCCCCCCCCCCCCAAAAAAAAGCUUUACCCCCUUAUUUAAUAACCUGUGAAAGAGGAGGGACCUCCCCCUUGUGGAUCAGUUUGGGAGUGAAACACGUAAAUAACAUUGUUACUCAUGGCAGCCUGGCUUGUAACUAUCUGCAAGGGAGCAUUAAAACCACCAUUUCUUACAUUAUUUCUCCUAGCCAGGGCUUUUUUUGGUUUUGUUCAUGUAAGAACUCAGUCAUAUAAGAGUCUUUCUGCGAGGAUUCGUGUGGUAAGACAUUUGAGAGCUUGCACUCAGUUUCAAAGCUCCUGCAGUUUCUAGAUGGGUACAGGACAGCUACAGGUCUACACUUCACUCCAGCUGACUGUGGAGGAAUCAACAGGGCUGUCCUGGGAGAAGCCAGUCGUGACUGUAACACCCUCCUUUCCCCCAUCCACCUCCCUGGGGCAAGGGGAUGCAUUCUGAGACACCAAGAGCAGCAACUUGAAGCCCCCUGUAAGGGCUGAGAGCCGGGAGACCUGGGCCUGAGUCCUGCCCCUGCUAUUGGACAAGUCCCUCCCCGUCUCUGAGCUUCAGGAUCUUAUUUGUAACAGGAAUCUCCUGAGCUAGACUAUCUCCAAGGUAGGGUCUAGCUUUGGCAUUGUCCUGGAGGCUAGGUCAGAGACUGGCAAGGCUGGGCUUUCUCAAACUUGGCAGGUGCCUGCCAGGAGAGGGUGAGCCUUCUGGACUAGUGUUUCCCUGGCAUUAAAUGAGGGGUAGGGCAGUGUCUGGGUUCUCAGGAAAUCCAGGGUAUUUAAACUUUAUUCUUUAUGGACUAGGAGGGGUAGGGAGGUCCAGUGAAGGGGGUGGGGAGGGAGAGGCAGAAACAGAGAUCAAGCUUGCUGUAUUGCUCGGCAUCAGUGCAGGAGGCUAUUCCUUCCUUUGUUGGCCUAGUCUUAGGUUUGGGAAGGGUCCUUCCUUUGGACUUUCUCCAGGCUCAGAAGAAGAGGAUGGUGGCAAGAAGGACACCAUCUUGCGUUGAGCUCAUCUUCUGUCCUUAAGCUGUGAAGCCUUUCAUCUCUCCAUCCUUCCUCCUCCUCGCCAGGGCAAAGGGUGGAGAGGAGCCGUUCCUGGCUCUAGCACUUCUCUUUGGGCUCCAGCCUUAUUGGGGUUUGAAUUAAGUGUGAACCUUUGGCUACAAUCCUUGGGUUGCCUCAGAGCGUUGACACUAAGAACCUGGGAUUACAAGGAAGGGGGAGGACCAAAAAAACCUCAAGAGCAAUGCUUUGAUAGAGCUGGAUUCUCUCCAUGACCGUGUCUCUGACCCAAGUUUGGACCAUGUCCAAUACAUUUGCAGGCAGCGUCUCUAGGGUGAAAUCUUGGAGGAAGGAUUAGGGGAAGAAUCUUUCUGGACUGUCUGUGGUCUCAGAAGGAUCCUUUCUGUGACGUAUCCUGCUGCAUAUUUAGCUCUGCAGGGCAGCCCAGGGCAGCCCUUCCUCCCUAGGGGCUCCCAGGAGAGAGAGCACUCUUUCUUCCCCCGGGUGGCAGGGCUGUGGUCUCCUUCCCCGCACCCGCUGACUCCACCUGCCCACUUCGGCAGGAAAUGUGAGAACCUCUCUUCCUGAUUGUCUUCUCUCCCAACCUUUGUCUCUAGUCUGUGGGACAAUCAUCACUUGACAUCCUUGACCCUCAUCCCCCAGCCUCCAGCAGGCUGGCCCCACUCCCCUCCACCUUUAUGUUUUCUUCCAGAAGAUGCAUUUUUGGGUCCGAGAGGAGCGUUUUUCUGGAAGGCCAUCUUUUAACGCCCCUGCUUUCCUGUUGUGGAGCAGAAAUUUGCACACGGUGUAGAGAGCUUCCCUCCCCGCCUCUCUGCCCAGCCUUGUUACCUCACUCCUGCUCCGGCCGUGGCUGUGACGGGCCCAGCCAGCUCCCUGCUUUGGUGUUCUGCGCGAAGCUCAGGGGUCUUGAGCAUUGUUUUCUGUUGUGACUUGAGGUCCUCAGCAGGCCUGGGAGCCCAGAUUGGAGCCUUGGCUGCUGGCGAGAAGCACCUUGCCUGCCAAGAGGAACUGAUGCCAGACAAUGUACCUGGCAUGUGAAGGCGUGAAGAACAGUCAUCUCUGCCCUCCUUGCUUCUCUCAACACGAUGAGAUACUGCAGAAGCAAAAUGGUGGCCUCUGCUCCAGGCAAGACAGCUGGCUCUGCCUGGGGAGUUGGCCCUGGGCUCGGGUGCCACUCCCUGAGAUUGCAUAGUAAGAGCAACCAUUUUUGCCAACAGUAGCGCGUGGCUCCCCACAUUUCUCUCUCCUGCACUGUAGGGCCAGACCACUCUCUGCAUGGACCAGACCUUCUUCCCAAACCCAUGGUGCUUUCCCCCCAACUCAACCUAGACUCCACAGUGGGGAGGGAUGGGUCAGAGGCCAUCAUGGCCCCUGGAUAACCCUGACAUGGGGUGGAGUGGGGUGAGGCAGAGGGAGCAGCCCCCAGCACUGCACUGGGCCAUAUAUGGGGAAGAACACAGGCUGAUUGCAGUUGAGUUGUCUGGCCAUCUGUGUUUGAACCUAUAACUGUACUUUGCCUGGCGCUGUGCGCAAGGUCUGAAAACUGACUGCUAGUACCUAGAAACAUACAAGGCUUCCCGGUCAAAUCUUCAUGUAAAGUAGCUAGAGCCAUGGAAAUACAGUAUGAAUUAAAAGAAAAAAGUAUUGAACUACAAAUAAUAAA